AGUCACGAAGGAGUAGGCUAAAUUUAAUUCUCACAGGACCAACGGAGUUGGAAGUGUUAUAAGAUGCGAGCCUUCUCUGGUUAGAAAGAUGGUACGAAAGUCGAGACUAGAGUUCAUGAUGUAAUUGAGUUUCAAGGGCAAAAGCUGAGGUAAGCCUGCAUGCACAGUUGCACAUAAGCAUCAGUUAUUCUCAUCAAAAUUAACUGUCAGGAACAAUAUUGUUGGGGGUAUUCUUCAGUUGUUUUACUCAACAAAAUCAGCACUUCGGUAUCUUAAAACACAUCAAAAGCAGUUCCAGGAACAGCAUUAGAAAUGGCUGAUUAUUUCAUCACCCACAUCUCUGUCUCAUGCCUCAACAGCUAGUGCAUGGGAUGCGAGGAAGCGCACUUUGUGCAGUAUAUUAUGACUUGUGCUCGUCAAGCAAUGGCCCGCAUAGGUGCCCGACAGUGCUACCCGCUGUGUAGGUCUGGUGCUCGUAGUUUUCAGGCGAGGACUAGUGGAGGAUGAUGGGUUUGAUGUUUUUGGAGGAAGAUGAUGGUUUUCCUGCGUUGAGAACAAAGUUGGAACGAAUUUGUUUGAAUGGAGGAUUCAUAUAUGCUUGCAAAUACUUGAGAAGAAGAUGCCCUUCACAUUGCAUUUUCUCUCCCUAUUUCCCUCCCAAUGAUCCUCAAAGAUUCGCUUGCGUUCACAGAAUCUAUGGUGCUAGUAAUGUUGGAAAGAUGCUUCUGAAACUGCCACCACAUCUCCGAGCUCAAACGGCGGAUACUUUGUAUAUGGAAGCAAAAUGUCGUAUUCAAGACCCUGUUUAUGGAUGUGUUGGUAUCAUCUCUCACUUACAUCAACAAAUACGCAUUGCAGAAAGCCAGCUAGCUAAAACCCAAGCUGAAAUUGCAGUUUUCAAUUCUAUUGCUCGUGAAGCCCAGGUUCAGGAAAUUGAAGCCGAUUCCAACUUCUUCAAAAAUUUAUUGCCGGAAGAGAUCACUGCUGCUGGCCUGAGGUCCUAUGGCUAUGGCUCUCCUUCCACUCAAACUUUUAAGUUUAAUUAAGCAGAAUUUGUUUCAAAUGCUAAAUAAUGGUUUGGUUUUCUUAAACCGAAUUGUACUGUUGUACAGCUUCCAAAUUACUAUUAAAAAAGGUCUUGAUUUUUUUUUUUUUU
Carya illinoinensis is the source of this 1156-nucleotide messenger RNA. RefSeq names its product LOB domain-containing protein 24-like. The transcript is spliced from 3 exons. The record is from RefSeq and is a predicted model, not a curated record. Lineage: Eukaryota; Viridiplantae; Streptophyta; Magnoliopsida; Fagales; Juglandaceae. The coding region runs from base 504 to 1046 and encodes 180 amino acids.